CGUGAUUCGAAUUGUCGGUUCAGGUUAGUUGAUUUCGUUCAGUCUAUUGGGUCAUUUCCGUUUACCGGCGCCCGCUGGAUACAUACAUACAGUGCGAUCAUUUGAAGAGGAAUUAAAAAAAAUCAGCCAAUCACUUUUUUGAAGCGUGGCAGUUCUGGUGCGAAAACUGACGACAUGGAGAACCAAGUUUUGGAUCGAUUGUCCUCUUUAAGCAUUAUUGUUGACGAUGUUGACGCGAAAGGACUCAACUCUAGCAAGGACAAGAAUGAAGUGACUUCGAAGGAUGAAGGAGCGCAAGAAAGAAUAAGGUUUUCUCCGGAAAUUCAGAAACAGAUCCAAUGGACCCAAAAUCCCUAUCCCAAACACGUUUUAAUGGCAGCCUCUGCAAAAAUCAUGAAUGAUGCAGCUCGACGAAAAAAGAACUUUUCCAAAUUGAUUGAUGAACACGAAGCUCUAGUCAAGUACGUCGCCAAAAUGGAAGAAGAAAACAGUUCCCUGAGCUCAAUAUGCAAAAUGACGCAGUCAACAAUUGUGACAUAGUUCGAGAAUUGUUCUGGAAUUGUGCAUUGUACAUGGUUGACUGAAACUGUUCAUGUUUGACAUGUUUGGAAGGAUGAUUGUACCGUCUAUGGUAUAAAAGAUUUGAAAAAUAUUGUGCUUUCUGUGACUUCAGUUUUGUACAGCAUGAUUUAGCGAUUCAAUAAUAAUAACAACCUGUGGGUAUAAUCAUCCUCCAUUUUCUCACUCUUAGGGUAGGCUUUGUCAACAACUAGAGAUAAGUAUAUUUAUUUUUGAAAUCAUUCUUGCCAGCAAUGCUCAAUUAUUGGCAUUUCAAAGACUGCUCGUCAUAUGAUGUGAUUCAGAAAUUCGAAAUUCAGUUUCUUCAAAAACCAUUUUCACAAUCAGUUCUUGAUUCUUUAUUAGAUAAAUGAUGAAACUAUGAUUUAAUUGGCAUCCAGAUUAGUCGAACUUUUGUAUUGAUUGAUUUUGAGUAACAUGCACUGUUUGAUGUAUCAGGUCAUCAAGUGGAUAUAUUAUUGAUUUGUUUACAUGAAUAGCGACUUUACUAUGUGUUUAGAUCCUUAAGUUCAAUUUGGAACAUCAGUUUCAUGUUAUAUUUUCGAGGGCGAACAAUAAAUAUUUUAAUAACACUAA
Leptinotarsa decemlineata (Colorado potato beetle) is the source of this 1155-nucleotide messenger RNA. RefSeq lists its product as uncharacterized. The record is from RefSeq and is a predicted model, not a curated record. Gene Ontology annotation, molecular function: DNA binding. NCBI's taxonomy places the organism in Eukaryota, Metazoa, Arthropoda, Insecta, Coleoptera, Chrysomelidae.